AUGCAGUUCACCACCGUUAUUAUUGCUACCUUGGCUGCCGUUGCAACUGCGACUCCUUCCCCAGAUACCCUUGAAAAGCGCACCUGUGUUGGCAACUACAAGGUUGCCUGCCGCAGCAGCGGUCCCUCUUGCUGUGAUGGCUGGCAAUGUGUUGGCGCCACUGAGUGGAACGCCGGCGUUUGCAUCCCUCGAUACUAG
Penicillium verhagenii is the source of this 198-nucleotide messenger RNA. RefSeq lists its product as uncharacterized. Lineage: Eukaryota; Fungi; Ascomycota; Eurotiomycetes; Eurotiales; Aspergillaceae. The transcript has 2 exons. The record is from RefSeq and is a predicted model, not a curated record. Bases 1 to 198 code for a protein of 65 amino acids.